UCAGUUUCGAAAAUUCGAAAACAAAAGUUUUGUAGAAUAUUAAAAAGAAUUUUCACAAAAUAUAAAAAUCAACUUUUAACUCCAUUGAACAGCGUUAAUUAAGCUAAAAAUGUCUUUGCAAAACUUCUUCUUUGGCGAUCUUGAGGAAGAUCCAAUAUUUGGACAUCAAAUGCGCCAGAUGAGACAAAUCACAAAUAGUCUGUUCAGUCAUGAUCCAUUUAAUAUGUUUGGAAUGGGUGGUAUUGGUGGAAAUAUGGGUUUAAUGCCUGCUGCACGAUUUGCUCCAAUGCCAACAAUGAAUCGGCUUCUAGCAUCGCCUUUUCAAAUGGGUCAUCCAUCAUCAUCAUCUUACAGUACGAGUAGCAGUGUAUUUUGUAUGUCAAGUGAUGGAAGUGGUCAGCCACAAGUUUAUAAAGAGACUAGUUCUAUAAGAACAGGACCAGAUGGUGUUAAAGAAACACGAAGAACUGUCGAAGACUCAACAUCAGGUACACGAAAAAUGGCUAUUGGGCAUCAUAUUGGAGAACGUUCUAGAAUUCUUGAAAAGGAACAGAAUGUAAGAACGGGACAGAGAGAAGAACGAGAAGAGCUUAUUAAUCUAGAAGAUUCUGAAACUGAAGAUUUUGAAAGAGAUUUUGAGCAAAAAGCUCGCUCAAACUACUCAAAUCGUCGUCAUCAUUUACAAAUAGAAGAAAUUGGAACUGAGCCAUUGCCAGCUAUACAAUCCGUUGACGACUAUCAUCGUAAUAGAGUAUCUUCUCCACGACGGGCAAUUAGAUCAUCUCCACUUGCACUUCCAACAGCCUCGUCUAGGUCGUCUCACAAUGAAUCAAGUCUUCUACACCCUCAUCCACAUCCACAUCCAUAUUCUUCAACCACAAGUUCACGUAAGCAUCAAAUGAAGAACAGUAACAGCAGUAGUAGUAGCAGCAGCAGCAGUCGUAAGAUAAAAGGCCAUCUCAAUCAUCAUUAAGCCUCUUAAAUUUGCGGGUUGUUUUUGCCUAAAAAAAGCGUCGAUGUCUCAAUUAAAGUAAGUACGAUAAAAAUUGAAAAUGGGGCGAGAGAGAGUGAGAGAGAAUUAAUUAUUAAUUACUUAAGAUAUCAUUUUUUUCUUUAUUUUUUUACUUUAAAAAUUAUAAGGGAUUAUGUUGUGCGAGAGAUGAAAAAGCGAAAAUAAAAAAGAGCUUUUUAAGAAAAUCUUAAUUACAAAAUGAAUUAUGCAGAAGGGAGUAUGUGU
Molecule: messenger RNA, 1237 nt
Organism: Chironomus riparius
Lineage: Eukaryota; Metazoa; Arthropoda; Insecta; Diptera; Chironomidae
Source: the annotation of a GenBank genome assembly